CAGGACUUUCAGGAAGGGGAGGUUCCCUCAGGAAUCUGCCAUCAGCUGCACAACAGAAGUCAGACGUUGCAGCCGUGGACAGUGAGGUUUCUGUGGUCAGAAACGUGAGAGAGAGUGACCUCUCCACUCGCUGACCGCAAGAAUGAAGCCACUGGCUCUGCUUCCGACAGAUCCCACACCCAGUGUGGAGUCCAGGGGUCACUCCAGCUGUACUAUCCAGAGCUUGGAGAACCGUAUCCUGGCCCAGGCCUCCUCCAUUCUGUCCCAGCCUCCUUCCUCGGCUCCAGCAUGGGCAGCUCCGACCUCGUCCAUCUCCUCCUUAUGUCCAGCUCUCCAGCCAUCCUGGCUUUCCUCCACACAGCUGAAGCAGGAUCUUUUCCUUCCUUCCUCUCUCCGCCCUCCUCACUCCCUCAGCACUGCACUGCAAAGCACAGCGCCCCCUGCUGGAGGGCUUUUUUCUGAAAGCUUUUCUACUGGUGGACCUUCUGCUGGCGAGGCUUCUGCUGGUCCUGGUGAAGAGCAGCCAAGUAGAGAACAGGUUUUAGAGCAGGUCAGCUUGUGCUCCACUGAAGAUGUCCAGUCACGUGAUGAGGAACUGGCCGAGGAUUUGGACACCCAUGAAGGUCUGGUGGAGACGGACCAGGCGCCAGUCGUGAAGCUGAGAGUGGCUGAGGAAGAGGAGCAGAAGUGCACGGUGGAGCUCGGCGAAGAAUUCAGGGUCCCUGAAACCGAUUUCAGUGAAGAAGCAGAAGUACUGAAGGAUACGAAGUAUAAGCUGCUGAACAUGGUGUGCUGCUCUCUGGUGAGUAAAAGCUGCUCUCCUGGCCAGAAGGGCUGGAACAAGAACAAAAGCGUGUGGAGAAAGAUCAGGGACCUGGCGGAGAUGAUCACCUGCAGGCAUCCGGAGUUUCUUCUCAAGGUGGCCGUCUACACUCGGCAGGAACUUAACAAGCACCUCAUGGCCAGCUUCCUGCUUGCUUUGGCCGCUCACCUGCCCGGCUCCAAGCCGCACCUGAGGAGGUACUUUUGUGCAGCGGUGCAGCUGCCAUCAGACUGGCUGCAAGUGGUGAGGAUCUACAGCACGUGUUUCAGCUCAUCUCUGCCCACGUGCCUGAAAAAAGCUCUGGUGGACAAAUUCAAGCAGUUCAGUGAAGGUCAGCUGGCCAAAUACGGCGCACGGAGACGGAGGAAGCGCAGAGCUGCGGAUAUUCCUCCUGACCUGAGCAAGAAAAGGGCAGACCUCCUCAGAACAUACCCUUCAGACCUGCAGAAACACUCCCAGAGGGAUCAGAGCGAGUUCAGCAUGAAGAAUCUGAUAAAACGUCUCCACAUCAAAGAGCCCGCAGAGUUCGUCAUGAGCAUCCUGGGGAAGAAGUACCCUGCCGAUGCGAAGGCGUUUGAGCGCAGUGGUCUGAGUGGAGUUUGGCAGAGUGACCGAGCCGGUCAGAGAAUGAAACUCAAACAGCCGGACACGUGGCAGACCACCCUGAGCCGAGAGGGACACAAGGCUGCGACCUGGGAAAAGAUGAUCGACAGGAACUCUCUGCCUUUUGUGGUGAUGCUGAAGAACCUGAGGCACAUGAUUACCCAGGGCAUCAGUGCCAAACACCACGACAAGAUCCUGAAGCGACUCACAUCAGAGCCGGCUGUGAUCCAGAGUAACCUGCUCCCGUUCAGCUUCCUCACCGCAUAUAAAGUCAUUAUGCAGCUCAGCAGGUUUGUCGACUCUACGCUGAAGCCGGACAGCCAUACGGUCAUCCUGCAGGGGAUUGUGAAGAGGUUUCGGAAGCGUAAGGCCUUUAAGUAUCUAUACUGGACGUCGGCCAGUCGUCGGAGGAUGCGAGCAACGCUUGGAGUGCCGCUCAUCUACAGUCUCUACAAAGUCAAACGCAGACUCCUGCAGAGAGCCAGCCAGAGGAAGUUCAGUGCGGAGCUGCUGGAGCGAUACCUGCAGGCUCUGCUGAAGGCCGUGGAGAUUUCCUGCAGAUACAACAUCCCCCUGAUACCCGGACGCACCCUCAUCUGCCUUUCUAGCAGCUUUGAUGAAAACAACUGGAAACAGGCUGCAGAAGUCUUUCUGCCUCCAGACCCCUCAGAGAAGAUGGAGGAGACCCUCCCAGAACCUUCAAAGGAUGCUGAGGAGGCCCUCCCAGAAGCUUCGGAGAACACUGAGAAGACCCUCCCAGAACCUUCAGAGGAUGCUGAGAAGGCCCUCCAAGAACCUUUGGAGGAUUCAGAGGAGAACCAUUCAACACUUGCAGUGCAACACACAGCUAUCCUCUUGGCCAUGCUGCUGAGAUACGGCUGUGAGCAAUUGAGGGUCCAAUUAAUGGACUACAGAGGAUUUCAUGAGGUGGAGUUUAAGUCUGACAACUUUUUGGAGAAUGCGUGGCACGGAAUAAAGCAGAUGAAGGAGUCCUGGAGAGAUGAGCUAAAGUGGACAUCCUACUGUAACUUCUUCUCCAAGUUGACCGAGGACAAAGCAAAGGUGGAUAAUGUGAUCAUGGUGAACGAGUACUGGUCGGAAUCCACUUUAGAGUCCGAAGUGUACAGAUACCGCCAGAACUCCAGCAGGGACGCUCUUGUGGUUAACCUGCUGCUCAGUCCAAUUGAAGGCGACAGUGAUGACAACCAUGAUCCUCACUUUGUGAAACUCUCUGAGUUCAGUAAGCAGAUUCUGAAGUUUGUUUCAGAGAGAGGUUCCUCCAGGCUCUUGGACCAUGUGGAGAACAUGGACAAGCUGUAUGAGAUCCCUCCUCCAUCAGGGUUCAGAGAUAAACCAGAGAGAACCAUAGACGUUGUCCCAUUGCCUGCCGCUCCAAAGCUCAGGUGGCGUGAGGUGCGUGUGGUCAUCUCGUCGUCGUUGCGGGACACGUACGCCGAGAGAGAAAUUUUGCUGCAUUCUGUGUUUCCGGAGCUGCGACGCCGUGCGGCUCCACACUGCCUCUACCUGCAGGAGGUGGAACUGCGCAGUGGUUUAUCAGAGGAGGAGUCGGCUCGGGCCGUGGAGCUCUGUCUGUCAGAGGUGGGCUGCAGUCAGCUGCUGCUGGGGAUUCUGGGAGAGAGAUACGGGCCAGUUCUGCCUCGGCCUGCGCUGACCAGUCAGCCUCAAAAUAGCUGGAUGAACUCCGCCCCCUCUGGGCUGUCAAUCACAGAGAUGGAGAUCCGUCAGUUUCACUCUCUGUAUCCCGACUCUGCUCAGAGGCGCAUGUUCUUCUACUUCAGAUCCCCACACCUGGUCAGCUCAGUUCCUGUGGCGUGGAGAGCCGACUUCACCGUCGAGUCGAGAGAAUCAGAGGCUAAAAUGGACGAGCUGAAGGAAUGGAUCCGGAAAAAGCAGCUCAGAGUGAUGGAAAAUUACCCGUGUGAGUGGGGGGGUAAGGGGGUGGACGGACGGCCCUGUGUGAAAGGAUUGGCGGAGUUUGCGAAGGCUGUGAUGGAAGAUCUCUGGGCAGCUUUACAGGAGCUCUUUAUGGAGGAAGUAAACGAGGCUGAUGUGAUGUCGGAGAUUAACGAGCAGGAAGUCCAUCAGGAGGCUCAGCGCCGGCACUUCCGCGGCAGAGGGAAGCUGGUUUCCAUGGCGAUAGAGAAAGUUAAGGAGUGUCAGCAGAAAGGAGGAAUCCUAUUGGUGGAGGGGCGCCGUGCAGAGGGCAAGACUGCCUUCAUGGCUGCCGUGGCUCAUAUGCUCUUAACUCAAGACCAGUCGAAGAACAAAGCUCCUCUGUGUGAUGUCAUUUCCUAUUCCACAGCUGCUAGCCAAUCAGCUGGCAGCGUCAGCCAACUCCUACGCUGCCUGGUCCGAAGACUGAGGAAGAUGAAGGACGAGGAGGAGGAGUUGACUUCCAGCACAUCUUACAGAGCCCUGCUGUCCGAGUUCCACCUGCACCUGUCUGAUCUUAGAGAAGAUCCACCCCUGGCCGUCUUCAUUGAUGGGGUGGACCUUGUGCAUGAUGCUAGAGGUCAAGUGGUUUCUGAAUGGAUACCUGAGCACCUUCCCAAGGGAGUCUGUCUGGUCCUGAGUGUCACCGCAGGUUCAGCCCUCUGUGACGCUCUCGGUAAGAAGAAGCGCUGCGCGUCGUUUCCGCUGGGAGAGUUAACCUGGACUGACCGCAGGGAGAUCGUGCAGGAGGAGCUGGGCGUGGAUGCAGAGGAACUGAGCGAUCCAGCGUUCAGUAAACAGCUGCAGACGCUGCUGAUGAAGAAGGGAGCCGUCAGUCCGCUCUACCUCCGACUGGCCUGUGAGGAGCUGAGGAGCCUCUCUUCACUGCAGAAGAUGAAGGACAGUCUCCACCCUCUUCCUCACUCUCUGUCCGAGUUGGUGCAGCUCACUCUGCUCAGGCUGCAGUCUCAGUUUGGGGCAGCAGGGCUGGACUGGACACUGGCCGCUCUGGCCGUCACCUCCACCGGUCUGCGGGAGAGAGAUCUGUACCCUCUGCUGAAUCUGUGCAGUGACCUGAGCUCCACUCAGCGCCGCCUGACCUGGCAAGAAGCACAUCACCUGGCCAGGAACCCAAAGAGCCGAGUGCCGAUGGCAGUGUUUUACCAGCUGACCCGUAAUUUACGAGGUUUGAUCCGGCCGGCUGUUCCUCACACACCAGACGAGCUCCUGACUCUGAGCAAUGAGGACGUGCGGUCAGCUUUCCAACAGCUUUUCCUCUCCACAGAGGAGGAGCGAACCAGAGCUCAUCUGAUCCUGGCAGCUCACCUCUGGAUACGAUCGGAUCCUCACGGGAACGACACCUUCCUUCACUGUGACGUGGACGCUCUCGCUCACCUGCUAAACCACCUGAUGAAGUGUGGUCAGUGGGGGCCUGUUCGUUUCCUGCUGUCCAGUUACUACUUCCUGUAUGCUAAUGUGCGGCACGGACUCCUGCGCCCCCUGCUGGAGAGCUUUGCUUUGUUUCCUGACUCAGAUGAUCUUCAGCAGUGUGCCGAUUUCCUGAAGAGGCACGCCCCCCUCCUCUCUGAUUGGCCGGCCUUGUUUGUGCAGCAGGCUCUGAAUGAAGUGGACGGUUCUCCGGCUCAAGUCUGGGCUCAGAAGAUGAUCCAGCAGGGAGGAGUGAGAGUCCUGAAGAGGCUCAACAACACGGAACACACACUGAGACAGACUGGUGAUCUGGUGUCCAGUUUGCUCUGGACUGCGUCCUGUGUGGCGGUCAGUCCAGGGGGAGGAUGCGUGGUGGUGGGGACGGAGAAAGGCACUCUACAUGUUUUCCUCUCGGAGAUGUUACAGGAAGUGAAGUCACUGGUCAGCAGCAGUGAUGGUGUCUCUGGCUGUGUGUUCCUGGAGGAGUCUGUGGUCUGUAUCACCUCGUACAGCGGUCAGGUGGAGGUGUGGGACAUUCACUCCGGCUGCAGGACGUCCCGUCUGAAGGUCCACUCCAGCAGAAUCACAGGAUGUGAGGUCAGCUCAGACAGGAGACUCUUUGCGACCGUCUCUCUGGACUUCAGCCUGAAGGUGUGGUCGUCCCGUGGGCUCCGGCAGGUGGCGUCUCUCCUCCAGCCCUCCCCUCCUAACUGUGUGACCUUCGACCCUGUGGGUGGGCUGGUGGGGGUGGGAUGCUGGGACGGAGCGGUCAGAGUGUGGGACUGGAAGAGACAAGAGAACCGUGCGACUCUCUCAGGUCAUCACUCCUCCGUACUCUGUCUGUCGUUUUCUCCCCCCUCCUCCUCUCUGCUGUGCUCAGGUAGUUUGGAUGGGGAGGUCAGGUUGUGGUCAGUUCCUGCAAUGUCCUGUGUGUGGUCCUGUCAGGCCCAUCGCGGCUCUGUUACAGCGGUCAGUUUUCUGCCUGACGGACAGACGCCGCUGAGCGCCGGGCAAGACGGAACGGUGCAGCUUCGUGGCCUUCUUUAUUGCUACAGCGGUGCUGUCCGCGCCUUAGCAAGUGGACGUGACGGGCGUUUUUUCUCCGUAUCUGAUGACCGCACUCUCCGAGCAUGGAGCGUCAGUCCAGAAAGACGUCUUGGAGAGGAAUUCUUGAGUGCGGUCUGCUUCCUGGAGAAAGGUGAACUGCAGGCAUGUGGUUUCCGAUCAGGCAAAUUGGAGUUAUGGCAUCACAACUCGCUGAUUUACUCCAAUAAGGUCAGUGACAGCUGUAUUCGGGCAGUGGCCAGUAUGCCGGAUAAACAGCUGGCUGUGGGCUGCAGUGACCACUCUGUGACCGUGUGGAAAUUUGACUUGGACUCCCAGUCCUGCACUGCAGAUCUGUCAAAGGUGUUGUCGUACUCUCUGAAAUCUCCUGUGGCUCACCUGCUCUACAAUAACGUCCUGCUGGGAGUUUUCGUUGACUCCUGUAUCACUGACAUCUCCUCUACAAUGACAGAUGAUAUCGAUUUCAGUCAGGACUGGACGGAUAACACACGACCUCUGGGGGUCGUGAAGAACGAUGAGAAGAGCAUAUGGGUUCUAGGAGAAUAUAAAAGUGAACUCCGGCUCAUCUUCACCCUCUCUGUCGUUUCCGGAAAACGCUGGCAUAUGUCCUUCUGUGACGUCCAGUUUGGCGGAGAGAAAGACAGCGAUGGUGAAGAGGAUGAAGAGGAGUCCAAGUCUAAAGAGUCACGUGAGGAGCCAAAUAAGGAGGUGCAUGAGGAAAUGUGUGAGGAACAGUCUGAGGAGACAUCUGAGGAAGCGUGUGAGGAGCCACAUAAAGAGACGCAUGAGGAACAGUCUGAGGAACAGUCUGAGGAACAGUCUGAGGAGACGUCUGAGGGAGCGUGUGAUGAGCCACAUAAAGAGACGCAUGAGGAACAGUCCGAGGAACACUGCGAGGAAUAUAAACCAAGGAAAACGUCGAUUUCAGCUGCAGCCAUGCAUAAAGGGUUUAUUGUGUGUGGAGAUGUCAGAGGGUGCAUGUGGACCUACCAGCCAUCAAGCAUGACCACAUGGAGUGAGAAAAGACAAGCUCACAGUGACCGGGUCAGCGUGCUCCGCGUCACAGAUAGAGCCAUUAUCUCUGCCUCUUACGACGGGACUGUCAAACUGUGGGACAGAAACACAAAGAAACAGGUGGGUCUGUUUGUUUGUGGGGCUCCGGUGGAGAUACUGGAGGUGAAUGAGGAUGACCCCGGUCAGCUGGUGUGCGGAGAUGCCUUGGGGCAGGUCUACUUCCUCACCUGGACAGGGUGAAGCCCCCCAACGCCUUUACGCUCAGGCUGCAGACACGCCCCCAGCUGGUUAAUCAGGGAUAGUGCACUACACACUAUAAGUGAUGUUCUCUGGGUUCCUGCAGCUCGUUUUGCCGUUUACACUAACAUUCAAGAAUUUGGAGUUAUUUCCACAGGAUUCGUGUAUUUUCUCUACAGUAAUAACUUAUAUAGUGUUGAUUUUAGGGACGCACAGGUGAUGAAUUUAUACAGGUGACUCUGAUUUCUUUACAGCCCAGAUGGUUGAUUUUUACUAACCUCUUCAAUUCUGAAGCUGAUUGGACUAAAUAUUCUGACAGGAA
This is a messenger RNA of Pygocentrus nattereri (red-bellied piranha), 7445 nucleotides long. RefSeq names its product telomerase protein component 1-like. NCBI's taxonomy places the organism in Eukaryota, Metazoa, Chordata, Actinopteri, Characiformes, Serrasalmidae. Bases 143 to 7126 code for a protein of 2327 amino acids. The transcript has 47 exons. The record is from RefSeq and is a predicted model, not a curated record. Gene Ontology annotation, biological process: telomere maintenance via recombination. Gene Ontology annotation, cellular component: telomerase holoenzyme complex. Gene Ontology annotation, molecular function: protein binding; telomerase activity; telomerase RNA binding.